Molecule: messenger RNA, 915 nt
Organism: Camellia sinensis
Lineage: Eukaryota; Viridiplantae; Streptophyta; Magnoliopsida; Ericales; Theaceae
Source: RefSeq, a predicted model, not a curated record
AUGGUUAAGGAUUGCCUGAUGAGAUCCAAUGAGGUUUACCAUCUUGCGGCAAGUUCAGCCGGGUCUGUUUCUGCAGCAAGAUCAAAUGCAAGAACUAAUGCUAGGAGUAACACUGACAAUGAAACGUUGAGGCAAGGGAGAGUAUUCGCACUAGUGCCCGGAGAUGUACAUAACACCGAGUCUGUGGUGUCAGGUAUAAUUUCCAUUUGUGCCCAAAAUGCAUAUGUCUUGAUAGAUUAUGGUUCUACACACUCAUUUGUGUCGCAUGCCUUUUUUCGAAAACUAACUAGACCCUUAGAAUCCAUGAAUUAUUUAUUGUCUGUAUCUACGCCAUCUGGGGGCUUUAUGGUAUGUGCAUAUAUAUAUCCGGCAUGUGAUGUUUUGAUUGGUGAUAUGACGUUGUACAUUGAUUUGCUGCCUUUGAGCAUUGACCACUUUGAUUGUAUAUUGGGUAUGGACUGGUUAACAAAGUAUUGUGCAUCUAUUGACUGUGUAAAUAAAUUUGUUGUAUUUCGUCCACCUGGUAUGCCUGAGUUUGUUUUCAUUGGGAACGGAGUAGUCCCUCCCCCAUACUUGAUUUCGGCCAUGAAAGCUGUUAAAUUGCUUAAGAAGGGAUGUAUGGGUUACUUGUGUUGUGUAUUGACUACAUCAUCUGAUGGUAUCAAUGUGGAAACUAUUCCUGUUAUUUGUGAAUUUCCCGAUGUGUUUCUGAAUGACUUGAUUGGAGACUUAGUUGAUAGGGAAAUUGAGUUCACUAUUAAAGUGACACCGGGAGCGCAACCAAUUUCUAAGACCCCUUAUAGAAUGUCAACCUCAGAACUUCAAGAAUUGAAAACCCAACUUCAAGAAUUGCUAGACAAGAAAUUCAUCCGGAAGAACAUGAGAACCACCUUAGAACUGCCCUACAGAUUUUGA